GCAGCAAACACUCCCGUUGCGAAGCCUUUCACAGUCAAUCUUUCUUCGCGGGUGCCGCACAUGCUCGAUCUUAUUCAGAGGACCGUUCUUCCUGCGGCAGAGCUUCCAGCCGCCAAUGCGAACCUGAAUAUGAGCUUGACGACGGGAAUGCCGCUCUCUACGCUCAAGAGUCUGCAAAAAGAAUGGUUAACCAACUUCAACUGGACAAAGGAACAGGAGCAGAUCAAUACGUACAAGCACUUUAAAGUCCAAAUCGGAACGCAAACCGUUCAUUUCAUCCAUGAAAAGUCCAAAGAUCCCAACGCCAUUCCUCUCAUCCUACUUCACGGCUGGCCCGGCUCGUUCCUGGAAAUGACGCACCUCGUCGACCAGCUCAAGGGCAACUCUAGCCAAGCAUUCCAUAUCGUCGUGCCCUCCUUGCCCGGGUUCGGCUUCUCUUCGCCCGCACCCAACGGCUGGGAGAUUUCCGACACGGCGACCCUGUUCAACACGCUCAUGACGCAGGUGCUGGGAUACAAGACGUAUGCCGUGCACGGAACGGAUUGGGGCAGCGGCGUGGCGUUUGACAUGUACGAUCAGUUCAAUACGACGGUCAAGGCGGUGCAUUUUGCGUUUUUGCCCUUCUUUUCGCUGACGCCGGAGCAAUUGGCGGCGCAGGGCAUUGCGCUUGCUGCGGAUGAGAUUGAGCAGGAGGAUAGGGCUAUGGACUUUGAGAACUCGGGCACGGGUUACUACAUUGAAUCGACAACAACUGUGAAUACGGUUGGCCUUGCUCUGUAUGACAACCCCGUCGGACAGCUGUCCUGGCUUGCAGAAAAGUUCAUCAUCUGGUCUGACCCACGACGAGGAACCGGCCCGUCUUUCAUGACGGACAACGAGAUUCUCAGGCACGUGUCCAUGUACUAUCUGACGCAGACGUUUGACUCGGCCGCCUUCAUCUAUGCCCAGAAUCCUGAUGGCUUCUCGCACACUUACCGAACUGCCAGGAGUAAGCAGCCUCUGUUGUUUACCAACUUUCAGCAAAACAUGCUGUUUUAUCCAGAGAAGCUGGUGGCGACGGUUGGCAACUUGGUUUACUACAACUCUGUCGAGUUCGGUGGUCAUUUCCCCGGCGUGGACAAUCCGGCAGCACUGGCAGCCGACCUUCGACUCAUUGGAAAAUACUUC
Messenger RNA from Trichoderma virens Gv29-8, 1167 nucleotides. RefSeq lists its product as uncharacterized. Gene Ontology annotation, molecular function: epoxide hydrolase activity. NCBI's taxonomy places the organism in Eukaryota, Fungi, Ascomycota, Sordariomycetes, Hypocreales, Hypocreaceae. The transcript has 5 exons. The record is from RefSeq and is a predicted model, not a curated record. The annotation marks the transcript as partial. Gene Ontology annotation, biological process: epoxide metabolic process.